Messenger RNA from Eremothecium sinecaudum, 1161 nucleotides. RefSeq names its product U5 snRNP complex subunit AAR2 (gene AAR2). Gene Ontology annotation, biological process: spliceosomal tri-snRNP complex assembly. The transcript has a single exon. Lineage: Eukaryota; Fungi; Ascomycota; Saccharomycetes; Saccharomycetales; Saccharomycetaceae. Bases 1 to 1161 code for a protein of 386 amino acids. The record is from RefSeq and is a predicted model, not a curated record.
AUGAACAUAUUUGUGAACUCUGUACCUAAUGAUGUGGUAAUGGGUAUAGACUGCAAUUCAUUCAGUUUAAAGAAAAAUCAGCAGUUCCACGGAAUUAAGCUCAUUUCAUCAGACGUCAAGUAUCAUGUAGUCCACUUCCAGCAUAGUGAAAACGGUAUACGCUACGGUUAUUGGUUCUCCACUGACCCUAACCUAUACUUGUCGUUCAGCUACAACCCAGAGCAAGAAAUAUAUAUUCCAGAGUUUAGGUCCGAUGACAAUGCUAGACAGGAGCUGGAAUUGCGCUUCAAGAGCUGCCAACACCUGAUGGUUAGUUAUCCUUCAGAAGCAAACGAUACCUGGCAGACCCUCACAAGCUGCAUGAAAUGGGCGGAUAUCCGCUACUGGGCCAGCGAACUAAGUGUAGAUACACCGGUUGUAUACGUGGAUUCUACCAUGACAACAUCAGAGGAGAACCACAUGCUACGGAAGGCCCUCGCAAACACCUCUAACUCGCAGCGCCAGAUAAACGUCCCAGAACAAGAGCCUACCCUCAAUUAUACACCUAUUCGUUUCAAAUCAAACGAGGCACUUCGCGCAGACCACCGGACUACCGAUUUCCUCGAUAAAUCGUGGUACUUAUACCAUGUCAUUCUGGCGCAAUACCACUACUCCUCCUUCCAUUCUCUCCUUGGAGAAAUGCAAUUCUCCUUUUUAAAUUCCAUGAUUUUCAGCAACUAUGGCUCAAGUCUACAGUGGCAUGCUAUUAUUGAACUGAUAUGUGGGAGUUCGAAGGUGUCACCUUCCCAGAUUCAAAAGCUCGAUCAUAUCCUAUCCAGCCAGCUAAACAUACUACCCCAAGAAUAUGCAGAUACUCUGCUCAACGAAGAAGUUUGGACUCGUUGUCUAACAGUCAGUACAGCUAGGGACUGCUAUCAUAGUGAAAGCUUAAAAUCAACAACAGCGGCCAUCCAAAAGCUCAUCCCCGACGUAUUUCCAGUAGCGAUGGAAACUGCAGCAAAAUUGGUACCAGAAGACCUAGAAGAGGAGGAGCAACUAGAAAACGCCAGCACCUUCUUUGACAGUGAUGACGAGUAUGCUCCAGCGGUUGCCAGUACUGUGUUCUACAAAGUUAACCUGUCCGGGAAAACCGGUGAUUACCGGACAGACGAAGGGGUUUAG